UCCAAAGCAGCACAACCCGCUCUUACUCCCAACUGAAGCCACGUGUCACCAGAUACAGCUGGCACAUUUCAAUUCUCAUACUCUCUCUACCCUCCGUCCUAUAUAAAUCAGACCCAAUAAAGCCAAAAAUCAUUACUCGGAAUCGAAAUCACCAGCAAUCCAUUUUUAGUAAUUAUUUUCAGCAACCAUGUCUCAGCAACAGUUCAAGGCCGGAGAAGCACGUGGUCACUCCGCGGCAAAGACAGAGGAAUGGAUAGAAUCAGCUAAAGAUACUGCUAAUCAGGCUGCUGAUAAGACCACCGAUGCGGCCCAGUCUGCCAAAGAGAGUACCCAACAAGGCGCGGAAUCCACUGAAGGAUUUUUCCAGCAGACUGGGGAGCAAAUGAUGCAAAUGGCACAAGGAGCUGUGGACAGUGUGAAGAGUACCCUGGGAGUUGGUGAAUCUCAAAGCAAGAAGUGAAAAAUCUCUAUCUCUGCCCGUCUUCCUUUCUUGAAGGUUUUUGUUUACUACAUAUGGACAAGAAACUAAGAAAGCGAUGUAAACAUUGGGUCUUUAUCUAUCUCUCUCAAGCUCAUGUUUUUAUUCAUUGUUGGUGUGGUUUUUUUUUUUUUGAGAAAGCUUUUCUUCACGACAUGUAAUAAUGCUACUAUUUCGUAAUGGAAUGCAACUCUUCACAACUCGAUUACACAACCCCA
This is a messenger RNA of Magnolia sinica, 696 nucleotides long. Its product is annotated as late embryogenesis abundant protein 1-like. The transcript is spliced from 3 exons. The coding region runs from base 188 to 460 and encodes 90 amino acids. NCBI's taxonomy places the organism in Eukaryota, Viridiplantae, Streptophyta, Magnoliopsida, Magnoliales, Magnoliaceae. The record is from RefSeq and is a predicted model, not a curated record.